Molecule: messenger RNA, 4203 nt
Organism: Macroventuria anomochaeta
Lineage: Eukaryota; Fungi; Ascomycota; Dothideomycetes; Pleosporales; Didymellaceae
Exons: 2
Coding region: 191-3943 (1250 amino acids)
Molecular function (GO): protein binding
Source: RefSeq, a predicted model, not a curated record
UUCAGGUUCACCGUCUUUAAUGCCACCACGUCUCUCGCUACUGGUGUACUCCAGAACUAGAAUACUGCAUAUGCCUCCCUGAUGCAGACAUUGGGAACUCCACGCUACACAGUCCCAUGGUUCGGCAGGCUGAAACCCACUCAGCAGAGAGCAUAUAGCAGACGGCGUGCUUCAGCCUGCACCAUCCGCUAUGAAUGGCAACAGUAGCUCUCCUGCGUCGCAAGAGCAAGGCAGUAGUCGGCGAAGAACGCUGAGAAGCUACCGAAACCGCGAAGAAGGCGGUGGGUGCGAUAACGAGGCAGCAGCAAAUGCUUCAAACCAGCGCCCACAGCCUCCACGUCGCCGCAGUACAAGACCACGCCUCGAGCCCUCCUUCACUGACACUGCCGAUGCGAUUCUGACGUCGUCGUCCUCGACAGCACCAGCGCCCAUCGAGCCUGCAACUACCACGAAUACUAACGCUACCCUUCACUCUGAAUCGUCUUCACGCGGCCGCGACCGAAGGUUCAGCUUGUUCUCGCGCGACACCCAGCCAAGAAGAGGAAGAGACUCAGCUGUUGGUUCGCCUUCGCGUGGAGAUCUUUCUCCCACGAGAAACAGCUUCGGGGUGGACGGCGCGCCUGAAUUGUCUCCGUACGAGAUCGACCUUUCGAUAGCUUUGGAAGACGGCCUACUCGAAGACAAUCUACUUCAGAAUAACACUAUCAGCUCUCUGCGCCGUGCGCAUCUACGGCGGCGGACUUCUGUAUCACAUCCAGAGGCUUCAGCACCGCAAAGACUACAAACGGACGCUGACCUUUCCGUGUAUCCCCUUGACAACCUCGACAGCUACGGUUCCGCCCACGCGAGCGGUGCGAACAUGUUCGAGCGCUGGAGAGCAGGUCCAGGAGACUCCUUCGGUCGGUCAUAUCACACAAUGGGCGGAUCAUCGAAACGGUCAAGAGACAAAUUUGAGCAUGACGAUGGGAAAGACCUGCUUAACACUCUGAAAAGACAUGGUGCGGUGACCGCUAUGCUCUAUCAUUCUGCGGAACCGGAUCCUGAGGCGAAUGACAUUUGGCCCAAUUUUCGCAACACAGCGAAGCUACCCGCCCGUUACUCUGUAAUCGAUGUGAGCCGGAGCUCGCCUGAAGCCAAUGCAUUCAAUGGACGACCACAAGUUGCUACUCAGAGUAGGUAUGAACUUCGAGGACAAACGAGCGUCUUGGGUGUGCAAUCUCCGAAACCAAUAGAUCCAUGUUCCCCAGUCGCUCCCAGCAACGGACGUCCGCUAUGGCAGCUUCCUGUCGAGCUUGUGGAACAGAUCAUUGAGCAUCUCAACCGAGAUGACAUCAAAUCUCUCCGUCUGGUUAGCCGUGAGCUCAACGACUACACCUCACAAGCUGCCUUCAAGACAGCCGUCGUUCCCUUCAACACUGAGAUCUACGGUAUGCUGGGACAAGAACCGACCCCCGAUCGGAAGGGCAAAAAACGUGCAAAGAUCAGCAGGCCAGAAUACUGGUGGAAGAACGCUAAUGGCGACGAAGUAUACAACGGUCAUGGUCUUGACGUCUUUCGCGGGUUCGGGAGACACAUCCUCAGGUAUGGGAUGAGCUUCGAGGUGAACGAGGACUCUCUGUCUGCACCUCCUCUGAAAUCUGUCACAGAACAGAAGACCAGCUUUUGGGGAAACUACGAAUGGCCAUUUGAGGAGUAUCGGCGGUUUGAUGCUGUCGCUGGUCUCGAGUCUGCAGCUGAUGAGACGCCGCGGAUGAAGACCGCGUUCUCAGAGCUCACUAAAGUCAAGGAACUCGCGCUUUCUGCCGACAGUGGCCUCGGAUGGCUAAAUGGUCCAGAUCGGUCAAUACGCGCACGUAUCCUGCAAACGUCGCCCGGUAUAUUUGGGUCUCGACAAAAUGUCCCAGACCGUCGUACGCAAGCCCAACAUGAGCUCUGGAAUUACAUUGAACUCAUGCAUGCUCGCGCAGGGGAAGACAUCCGCACAGCAUCGCUCUACCGAUUGGAAGGCGCGCGCCCUAUGACUGAAGCUCAAGAAGCUAAUUUGCUGGCUGCGGCUCAACCAAGCCUGCCAUUUUUGGACUCUCACGUUCCGCACGAAGCUACACCUCAUGACGCCGCUGACUCUGUCCUUUCACAACCACUCGAAGAUCCUGAUAUGCUUGUUCGGCAGGCCUUAGGGUCGUCUUCUGCCAAUGCCGGCGUGUUGUUUACCAGUACAACAUUGCAACACAGUGACGCCGCGCAAGUCUUGAGCCCCAUCGUACCCGCCACUUUGUCUAAGGCUCAGAAAGAAUGGCUUCUCGAAACAGAGUGGGCACAACGCGCAUUCCUGUCCUCCUACAUGCUCUCCAUUAUCGACAAUCGGACCACAUUUGAAUCAAUACAUACCCUCAACAUAUCUAGCCUGUCCGACCGCUACGUCUCUAUGCUAAAUCGUGCAGACUUUUGGAGUUCGUUACCUAGCCUGAAAGAUGUUACCUUGAUGGUCGUGCCAGGUUGGAGGACAGUGGAAAAGGAUGAAGCUGGCUUUGUCGAUACACCGAGAGUGGAUCCGACAGGUCAAAUCGACACUUUCUGCGCGCUUCUGCAAGCUCAGGUAGCUCGAAGAUCCGAGAUCACCAAGUUGACGAUCGGGUUUACCGCAGGUGGCGAGCAUGCAGAAGGAUUGCACGCGAGAAACAAGCUCCUGAUGCCAGCACCAUUACUGCCGCUAAAAGCUCGUGUACAUGCAGAUCCCACGCUUCUACCGAUUGAGACAGCUACGGUGCAAGAAGCCAGCACGCUUCGACAAGCUCUGUUACGCCUCCCACAUCUGGAAGAGCUGACAGUGCGUAAUUGCUGGAUCACUCCAGCUGCCCUUGUGCAAUUUGUUAAGGUUCACGAUGGAUGUGCUCUCAAACAUUUGACUCUGGAUUCUGUAUCAUUGACAGCUAUACUACGACCCCACGGAAAUGCGCAAGCUGCGCAUGCCGCCCAGCAGCCCAUUCCGCAAAACGCUGCUGUGGCUCAGCAGAUGGCAGGAGCAUUGUGGGCACACGCCAACAACAAUUUUGGCGGUAAUGUAGCUCCAGGGAACCACCAACCGGUGAACAAUCAAGUGCUGAAUAUGUACAUUCAGACACUGAUUGUUCAGCUUCAGAACAUGCAAGCCAAUGGUGGUGGCAUGCAGCAACAGCACCACAUUCAUGCUUUACAGGCUCAGUUACAACAGCAAUUGCAGAACGCCCAGGCUCCGACUCCACAGCAGCCACAAGGCCAUGUAUUGCCUUUCACACAGAAUCCAUUGCAGCAAAAUCAGCAAGCUCAGCAGCAGCACAAUGUCGCCCAAAUGAUGCAUCUCAACCACCCUGCUACUCAAGUUAACUUCCUGCAACACGCAAUGGCGAAUCAAAAUGCACCUGCCGCUGCUCCCACAAACAAUGCCACCGGUAGCGCCAACUCUGUGCUUAAAACGCGACCCCGCGAAGGCUCGUGGAUGGACAUCAUCGACCAAAUCUCCCCCGGCACCAACCUAUCCGACUUCGACUCCCCACACUCCCAAGCCGACCGCAACCGCACCACUUCCCUCACAUCAAUUUCUUUCAAGUCCUGCGGCUAUGCAAAGCUACCCCACUUCGGCCUCGGGGUCGACCAAACCGCCAUCGAAGCAGGGAACGGCUUCGUAGCUGCACUACGCAACCCCAUCUUCACGAAACGCUACAACGCGCUGUCGCCGGCGAUGCUGAGCUCUAAGUGGCCCUUCCUCGGCGAAAUCAUCCAGGAGGUCGAUCUCAGCGAGCUCGCUGCGCUGAACGCUGGGUGGAAUCUGAAGCAUGGCUGGGAAGACGCUGAGGCCGCGCGGGCUGUGGAGUUCGAUGGUCUACUGAGCGGCGGUACAGGCAGAUUCACGGGCAAAGUGCAGCGCUCAGAUAGAGUUGACACUGCGACGGAGUCUGCGAGUUAGUUGUGCCGUUGACGGUCUUUCUGGUUUCUUUGCUUGCUAACAUGGCUACUGCAGAUACGCAGGCGUUGGCGAAGACGAUGGAGAAUAUGACUCUAGCUUAUUAGCGUUAUCUAUACAUGGCACCGCCCUGGUGGAUCACGCUAUGGCCAUGCGGUUCUACUUCUGUGGCCCCGCGAUGUUUGCGUCAAUCUAUAUCAGUGGCAAAUGCAUAUCCAGUAGCAUUAAAAUAUACUAUCAAGCUGCUUUCGCGGAUGUAUCAC